AUUUAUCUAUUUCUUCAAGUCAACAAAUAGUCCCGGUUUUCUCUAGCACGAAGUAUCCUCUGCUCCUCUUUCUUUCUCUCUCAUCUUCUCACUUUCUUCUUUCCCUGGUAACCAUAUAUGAUGGGUGGAAGUGCGAUAGAUGAUGAUUGGGAGUUUACCCCACUCUCCAACCGAGUCAGGACUGUGGUUUUAGUUGGACGUACGGGCAAUGGGAAAAGUGCUACUGGCAAUAGUAUUCUUGGAAAAAAGUCCUUCAAGUCAAGGGCUAGCUCAUCUGGGGUUACUAGUACUUGUGAAUUGCAGAGAACAGUGCUCAAAGAUGGGCAAAUUGUGAAUGUCAUUGAUACUCCUGGGUUGUUUGAUUUUUCAGCUGGAUCUGAAUUCAUUGGAAAAGAAAUUGUCAAAUGUAUUGAUCUUGCCAAGGAUGGAAUCCAUGCAGUUCUUGUUGUUUUCUCGGUUAGGACCCGCUUUUCUCAAGAAGAGGAAGCUGCAUUGCAUAGUUUGCAGACUUUGUUUGGAAGCAAAAUUGUCAAGUACAUGAUUGUAGUGUUUACUGGUGGGGAUGAGCUUGAAGAAAAUGAAGAAACAUUGGAAGAUUAUUUGGGUCGUGAGUGUCCACAGCCAUUAAAGGACAUUCUAGUUCUUUGUGAAAACCGACUUGUACUUUUUGACAACAAGACUAAGGAUGAAACCAAGAGAGUAAAACAAGUACAGGAUCUUCUAUCACUUGUGAACAUGGUCAUAGCGCAGAAUGGUGGCCAACCUUAUUCUGAUGAGUUGUUUGUGGAACUGAAGAAAGGGGCAAUGAAACUCCGUGAUCAACAAGAAGAGGUUGCUGCAUUAAAAGGCUACUCCAAGCGAGAAAUAUCUGAGUUUAAGGAGCAGAUUGAAAGAUCAUAUGAAGAGCAGCUUAUGCGAAUUACUGAGAUGGUCGAGUCAAAGCUGAAGGAGACAACUGCCAGGCUCGAGCAGCAGUUAGCAGAGGAGCAGGCAGCGCGGCUGAAGGCUGAAGAGAUGGCACAGCUAGCUCAAAUGAAAUCAAAUGAUGAAAUUCGCAAGCUCAGAGAGAAUCUAGAAAGAGCACAGAGAGAGACUGAGGAGCUCCGGAAGCAAGCUGCCCGAUGUGCCAUCCUCUGACUUAGGUAUUGAUGAAACUGUUAAAAUUGUGUGGAAUGCCUCACCCUUCUGGCCCACCUCUUUAUUCUUAACCUGUUGGUUUGAACUUUGUGUGUGACUGCAAAUAUAUAUAUGUACAAAUUCAAUCUUUUAAAAAUGCUAUAAUAUUUAAAUUCUGAGUAAAUGACCAUCGUUCUCUAAAUUCAGCUUGUCUUAUUAA
Messenger RNA from Durio zibethinus, 1336 nucleotides. Its product is annotated as immune-associated nucleotide-binding protein 9-like. NCBI's taxonomy places the organism in Eukaryota, Viridiplantae, Streptophyta, Magnoliopsida, Malvales, Malvaceae. The record is from RefSeq and is a predicted model, not a curated record. Gene Ontology annotation, molecular function: GTP binding.